Molecule: messenger RNA, 2004 nt
Organism: Necator americanus (New World hookworm)
Lineage: Eukaryota; Metazoa; Nematoda; Chromadorea; Rhabditida; Ancylostomatidae
Exons: 21
Coding region: 1-2004 (667 amino acids)
Source: RefSeq, a predicted model, not a curated record
AUGAAUGAGAAUACGAGCGAAUGUGGAAUAUCCCUCACUACUUUUGAAACAAAAGAGGAGUGCAAGAGUGAUUGCAGUGAUCACCGGCGACCGCACACGACUCGGUGCUGGCGAGGGGGGGUCUCGUCGACCAGCUCCGCUUCCUCCUCGUUCACCUCAUUGACGCGGAUGGAGACAUCAUUAGCCGAGCUGCUCGUAUCGACAAGGUCCCGUCGUCCACGAAACGUGAACACACAAGGGAUUGACUGGAGGCGAACUUCCUUGGCUUCCCACCAAAAGAAUCAUUCGAAAGGCAACAUAGUUUCUCGUCGUGUACCUCUAACAAUGCUACAAAUACUGCUCGCUGUUGUCAUAACACUUCACGCCACCAUUCUUACACCCGAAACGGAAGCUGCACAUGGAAGCCCUCCAAAAAUGCUGAUGGAUGUUGAACGGAAGUUCCGGAUUCCACUUGGUCAGAAACAAUUCAAACUUGUAUGUCCUGUUAUUACGAAUGACAAAGACAUGCUUAUGAUACAAUGGACGAAGAAUGGGGAGCAGGUGGAAUGGGACUCGCGUUACAAGCUAGCGAAAGAUGAUCGUGAAUUGAGGAUGAAGACGGUGAAGCUGGAUGACAGCGGCCGGUAUCAGUGUCAGGCGACGAACGGAUUCGGUCAUCGAACUGUUGACUUUACAGUACACGUUUACGAUCCUUCGGAAGAUUCAAUUUCCCUCAAGGAUGCUAUAGUUCUCGCAAAUUCGACAUCUGCACCAGCAUGGUUGAUCGACAUGAACCUCGACUGGUCCUCUCCUAUGCAAAUCAACCGAGGAGGUCGUAUGGAACUGCGAUGUCCGUCGCGAGGAAACCCACUUCCUGAAAUUCGAUGGUACAAAAAUAACAUGCGCAUCACCACUGACACUCCUCCUCAUAUCGCAUCAUUUGUGAUAGACCCAGCUGGUUUGGAUGAUUCCGGAGAGUAUCGAUGUGUUCUGGAGAAUCGCCUCGGUUCCAUUGAAGCCAUCUUCAAAGUGACUGUUGGCGACUUUUUCGACGAUGGAAGGAGAAUUAGUGCUCAUGGUCCUCCAUCGGACCAACUACCGGAGCCAAUAAUUGAUCAACCGUACAACACAACCGUAAGAGUCGGUCAUACGGCUCAAUUUCUGUGUAAAGCGAAAUCACCUCAAAGUCCACUCAUAAAAUGGCUCAAAGAAGUUGAGGAUCCUGUUGCAAUUCGUCGCCGUGAUCCGAAUGCUACCAUCGUUAACGCGAGUGGAAUGCAUUUGUUGGUUCUGGAACAAACUCAAGUGGAAUCCAUGUCACGUGAGGGACCCGAACAUCUUUACACCAAUCGCCUCGUCAUUCCUAUGGUGACUAAGGAACAUGCAGGUCGAUACAUAUGUGUUGUAACGAGUACACAAGGACAUAUUGUUUACAAAGCAGCUCAGCUGAAUGUUAUUGCUGCGUACGAUUUCGGCUCAAUCGGUUUUGACAUGGAUAACUUCUGGUACUUUGUUAUUCCUAUCUCAAUUCUAUUCGUUGGACUUGUCGUUGGAGCAAUCGCAUGGCUACGAUGCAAUCAAGAGCCUUCUUCACCAAAAUGCCUCACUGGCAAACCUCCUCCACCUCCACGAAUUCCACCUCCAGUAGCACCGGCGGAAUAUCCACGUGGUGUGACCGAGUUUAAUCAGGAAUACACUAUCGAUAAGAUGAGAUCUCCUAUAAUCCUGAAUAACUCAAUGUUUCAUCAAAAGUAUCCAAUGGGAAUCGCAACCCUUGACCGAAAUAACAUUCAACGAGCACAAAGAGGUAACGACGAGAUGUCGAAUUUGUACGACAACAGCUCACCGCAGCCGUACUGGACUCAACCGAUGAUGCAUCGACCUCUUGCCAGUUCCAUUUACACCGCAACAUCCGGGAAUUAUCGAACAUUAGAGGUUGGAUAUCCUCAUUCUCGAAACUAUCCGUCAAUGUGCAGUGAUGAAUAUUCGGAACAAGAGCAGCCAUUCAUCACAUAUCGAAGAUGA